GUCUCCCCUCAGCUGAGACUUGGGACUCUGUACCCGGGAGGCGCGCCCGGCAACUUGGGACCCGCCUCCAGGGUCCCAGAGCGACCCCGCCCGCCCGGGCUGUGUUCCUGCCAGCGGCUCCCAGGCAGGAGCCUGCGAGCAGGUGGGGGCGGCGGCCCCGCCUCCGCGUCCCGGCAGCACCAGAGCUGGCGGCCGGGGAGCAAGCCGGGCGCACUGAGCGCAGCACCGAGCACGGCUCGGCGGUAGCGGCGCCGCCUGGAGCACGGGAGCUGCGGGACCGAGCCCAGAGUCGGAGGCGGCAGCUGCGAAGACGUCGGCCGGAGCUCGAGUCCAGUCUAGCCCCCGGCUCCGCCACCUGCAGAGCAGAAGCCACUCUUUUGGGACCAUUCAUAAGCAGGAGACAUCAACACUGUGACACAUGCCAGUGCCACCGCCGCCACCACCUCCUCUGCCUCCACCUCCCCCUCCACUGGGGGCUCCUCCUCCUCCCCUACCAUCAGCACCUCCGGUAAGCACAGACACCUCCAGCUUGAGAAAGGCAAAUCCGAAAGGCCGGAGUGCACUGUUGGCUGAUAUCCAGCAAGGAACUCGCCUGCGAAAAGUCACACAGAUCAACGACCGCAGUGCCCCGCAGAUUGAGAGUUCUAAAGGAACCAACAAAGAAGUAGGGGGUUCUACAAACACAAGAAGCGCAAGCACACCCCCGGCCCUGGGAGAUCUGUUUGCUGGUGGCUUUCCUGUGUUGCGACCAGCAGGCCAGCGGGAUGUAGCAGGUGGCAAAACAGGGCAGGGCCCUGGCUCCCGCGCGCCCUCUCCCAGGCUUCCCAAUAAAACCAUCAGCGGCCCACUUAUCCCACCUGCGUCUCCCAGGCUAGGCAAUACCUCCGAGGCGCACGGCGCUGCCAGGACAGCCCCGCCUCGCCCCAACGUGCCCGCCCCGCCCCCUCCCACUCCACCUCCUCCGCCCCCUCCCUUACCCCCACCCCUUCCCUCUUCUUCCCCCAACAAAACGCCGUUGGUGUCCCCUUCUGGUCCACUGACCAAAGGGAACCCCCCGGUGGUUGCACCCCCUGCUCCCUGUGCGCCACCACCUCCACCUCCGCCACCUCCCCCAACGCCACCCCCGCUUCCCCCUUGUCUCAGUGACAAGGCAGUGAAGCCUCAGCUAGCCCCCUUGCACCUCCCGCCCAUCCCGCCCCCGCUCCCUCUCCUCCCACCUUGUGGGUAUCCCGGGCUCAAUGCGGAGCCCGCCACCCCUGCGCAAGAUGUGCAGGAGCCUCCAGCCCCACCGCCCCCACCGCCCCCACCGCCCCCGCUUCCUCCUUAUGCCUCGUGCUCCCCGAGGGCUUCUUUGCCCGCGCCCCCUUUGCCAGGAGCUAAUAAUAGCAGUGAAACCCCACCCCCACUACCCCCCAAGUCCCCCAACUUCCAGGCCCCACCGCAGAAGGCGGGCGCGCAAGCCUUGCCGGCGCUGCCUGCCCCUCCGGGCUCCCAGCCGUUCCUGCAGAAGAAGAGGCACGGCCGACCAGGGGCCGGUGGGGGAAAGCUAAAUCCGCCUCCAGCACCCCCUGCGAGAUCACCCACUACAGAGCUUUCAAGCAAGAGCCAGCAGGCCACAGCCUGGACCCUGAUGCAGCAGCCUGGGGGUCAACUGCGAAAUGGAAGCCUGCACAUCAUUGAUGACUUUGAGUCCAAAUUCACGUUCCAUUCUGUGGAAGACUUUCCCCCUCCGGAUGAAUAUAAACCAUGCCAGAAGAUUUACCCCAGCAAGAUCCCCAGAAGCCGUACACCUGGUCCCUGGCUCCAAGCUGAAGCAGUUGGGCAGAGCUCUGAUGACAUCAGAGGCAGAAAUUCUCAGUUAUCUCUAAAGACUCUCCGGUGAGAAGACAGAUGAAGCCAAGGUCCUGGGGUCCCAGGUUGCGAACAACAUGUCAGACUCUGCCCACCCCAUGCUCAAGCUGUAAUUCAGUUGGCAUACAGGCUUGUAAUUGAGAAUUUAUUUAUUGUAAAUAUGUGGUUUGCACGGGCUUUAAAGCAGUAUUUUAAUUGACUUUUAUUUGAGUAAUAUUUUUUAAAACACCCCUCAUUUUUCCAUUUUUUUUACACUGCAUCUUGGCAUUCGUCUGUCAGCACAGAUAGAGCCCUGUCCCUCCACGUAGUGCCCACUCUAUGACUGUGAAUAUGCUUGCGGGCUGGCCCUUCCUACAUUCUGAACCCUCUAUAGACAAUCCUCAGUUUGCAGGUAGCCCCAAAGUUUUAAAUAUCCACAACAGCUUCUUCUUGGCAUGAUUUUAUAUUCUCAUCACACCAACUGCAAAAUCAAACCAAACAAUGCCUUAUCAGUGAUGCAACUCAGAGGAAGGAGUGUGUCCCCCACACCCAGACCGUGCCACACAGCCUCCAGGGAACGAGAUGCCACGUCUCGCUUCCGUUUUGCAGUACAGGGAUUUGUUUUUUCGUUUGCUGCCUAAUGUAAAUAUAUCACCAAGUAAAGGCAAGAGUGGGCUUGGCCCCUCCAAUGCCGACCACAGGGCCCCUUUUGUAACUGAAUAAUCCUCCAAGUAGCCAAUGUUCCUACUGUUUACAGUGGCCCUAGGGCCUGAGUCUCUGUCACCUUCCUCCUUUUCUCUCCAAGUUCCCAGUCCCAUCCCAGUAGCCAGCUUUAUGAGAUUUUGGUAUUUCUUCCCUACAGAUUAAAAACAUACACAACUCAUCAUUACGCUAAACUACCAAUUCUGUCUCAGAGGUCUGUCCUCUGCCCUUGCUUCACAUGUGGAUUUCCAUGGAAAAUAUAACAUGAAAAAGUAUAGAACGAAACAUCUUGUGAAACACCUGC
This is a messenger RNA of Saimiri boliviensis boliviensis (Bolivian squirrel monkey), 2836 nucleotides long. It is a transcript of the gene WIPF3, whose product is annotated as WAS/WASL interacting protein family member 3. Gene Ontology annotation, molecular function: gamma-tubulin binding; actin binding; alpha-tubulin binding. Gene Ontology annotation, biological process: Arp2/3 complex-mediated actin nucleation; endocytic recycling; retrograde transport, endosome to Golgi. The record is from RefSeq and is a predicted model, not a curated record. NCBI's taxonomy places the organism in Eukaryota, Metazoa, Chordata, Mammalia, Primates, Cebidae. Gene Ontology annotation, cellular component: early endosome; WASH complex; recycling endosome.